This is a messenger RNA of Fulvia fulva, 2640 nucleotides long. RefSeq names its product General transcriptional corepressor trfA. Gene Ontology annotation, biological process: regulation of gene expression. Lineage: Eukaryota; Fungi; Ascomycota; Dothideomycetes; Mycosphaerellales; Mycosphaerellaceae. Gene Ontology annotation, molecular function: RNA polymerase II cis-regulatory region sequence-specific DNA binding; chromatin DNA binding; protein binding. Bases 1 to 2640 code for a protein of 879 amino acids. The record is from RefSeq and is a predicted model, not a curated record. The transcript has 4 exons.
AUGUCUCAACAAUCGCCGUUGGCGCAUCAGCCUCAGCAUUACGGCGGUCCUGCGCGACCUUCCAUGCCGCCGAACAACGCUAUGCAAACACCACAAGGUGGUAAAACUGCCGCUCAAUACCUCGCAGGAACCAACGAGCAAGUGUGGCUACAGCUCGGUACACUGUCUGAGGUCAUGGGCGAGCUUGACGGAGCGACCCAAGCAUACGAACGCGCCAUGAAUUUCAACCAAUGGUCUGUUCCCGCCAUGCUCGCUAUCUCGUGCAUCCUACGCUCGAAAGAUCAGUUCACGAGUGCGGUCGAGUAUCUUCGACAGAUACUGAAGGUUGAGCCUACAAAUGGCGAAGUAUGGAGUAGCUUGGGUCACUGCUACCUCAUGAUGGACGACCUACAACAGGCAUACUCAGCCUACCAACAAGCUCUGUACCAUCUGCCAGAUCCCAAGGAGCCGAAGCUCUGGUAUGGGAUUGGAAUUCUCUACGAUCGGUAUGGCUCUCUAGAGCAUGCCGAAGAGGCAUUCUCGCAGGUCAUGCGGAUGGAACCCAACUUCGAGAAGGCCAACGAGAUCUACUUCCGCCUUGGUAUCAUAUACAAGCAGCAACAGAAGUUCGCCCAAAGCUUGGAGUGCUUCCGUUACAUCGUCAACGAUCCGCCGCGCCCACUGAGCGAAGAAGACAUCUGGUUCCAGAUUGGCCACGUGCACGAGCAACAGAAAGACUACGACUCCGCCAAAGCCGCAUACACUCGCGUCCUCGAACGGGACCCUACUCAUGCCAAAGUACUGCAGCAACUCGGCUGGCUCCAUCAUCAGCAGAGCACAAGCUUCAGCAGCCAAGAGCAGGCGAUCGAGUACCUGGAGAAGUCUGUCAAUUCCGACCAAACGGAUGCACAGAGCUGGUACUUGCUAGGCAGGUGCUACAUGUCACAGCAGAAGUAUCCAAAGGCGUAUGAAGCUUACCAGCAGGCUGUAUAUCGUGACGGUCGGAACCCGACGUUCUGGUGCUCGAUCGGCGUGCUCUACUACCAGAUCAAUCAGUACAGAGAUGCGCUCGACGCUUACUCUCGUGCCAUCCGGUUGAAUCCCAACAUCUCCGAAGUCUGGUACGACCUUGGUACCCUCUACGAGUCGUGCAACAACCAGACCAGCGACGCACUCGACGCAUACACCAGAGCUGCGGACCUGGAUCCAACCAAUGUGCACAUCAAGGCACGUCUGGCGCUGCUCAAGGGUCAGCCGACGAAUGGUUUGCCCAAUCAGGGCGGUGCUCCCCUGCCACAGGAUGUGCAUCCUCAAGCCUACCAACCUGGUGCUCUUGGAGGCGGUCCUCCUGGUCCACAAUGGGGUGCGCCCUCGCAGAACCCACCUCCACCGGGCCCUGCGCCGCCGCCUCUCGCUGCUGGCAACAAUUGGGGCGGCAACCGACUGGCUGACUUGCAAAACCCUCAGAUGCACCCACAGCCCAUGAAUCCAUAUGACCAACGAGACCGUGCGCCGCAGCAAGCUCAGCAACCACCGCAACAGCAGCCUCCGGCGAAUGCGAGACCACAGAGUCCACCGCCGUCUCGCCAAUACCAAGACUCUGCUCGUCCAGCGCCGCCAGCUCACCGAGGUCUCGGGUCUCCCUCGCCCAAAGGGCCGCAGUCUACACCAGCUCCAUACCAGCCAACACCCCAACGUUCCGCUCAACAGCAGUUGCCACCGCAUUUGGCAGGCCCAGCACAUCCGCAAGAGCCUUCCCGACCACCGUUCUCGUCGCAGCCGUCGAACGGACCACCGCCUGCGAAUGGUAUGUCAACGCCGUCGGCACAAAACACGCUGCCGCCGUACGUUCGCCCGCAAGACAAUCAGCCAGAGAUCAGACCACUGGUCGGACAGUCGGCCCCGUCGCCAAGUGUGGGACACCAAUAUGCCCGACCGCCAUAUGAGCACCAUCCCAACUCAGCCGCUCCCAGCAUCGCGAGUGGGGCUCCACCGCCGACAUCCGCACAGACAGCCGCUGAUGCAGCUGCAAGAGAGCGCGAAGAGCGACCGUCCAGCACCGUGCCCAAGCGACAUCGCGAGUGGGAAGAUGAUCCCAACAUGAGCGCAUCCAAGAAGCCAACCACCGAGGACACAAAAUCUAGGCUCGACGAGAUAAAGAUGCAUCGCCCUUCACCGCCUGCACAGAUGGGUACUCCGCCAAACCAUAGUCCAUCUGAACUGCGACGUAUGGAUGAGCCGCGACCGACCUCAGCUUAUCAUCCAUCUGAAGCCGCGCACCACCCUUCAUCGCUACCAUCGAUGCAAUCUAUCACGCAGCGGUCCCCACGCUUGUCCGCGCCUCCACAAGAAGAACAGCAACGCCCACCGCUACCUCCUUCUUCGGUGUCCCAGUCACAAGUGCCAACACAAGGGCCACCACCGCCGCCCCAACAGCAGCCACCACCGACCUCAACGCCGGCGCCAGUGUCCACUUCAGCGCCAGCACCUCCACCCGUAUAUGAGCCUGCAGCGCGGCAAAUGGAUAUGGACGAGAACUACGAUGACAGUGGCGAUGAGGAGAAGCGCUCGGCAAAGCAGGAAAGUCAGAGGAGCAGCCCUAAGGCCGUCAACGGUGCUUCUGCUGCGCCGGCGACGAGCACUGUCGAGCAGCAGGCUUAG